UACAUCAUUUUUAUCUCAUUUUAUGAAAUGGUCUUAAAAUGACUCAAAUAUGAUAUCAUUUUAAGCUCAUAUUUAAAUCAUUUUAGGAUCAUAAUAUGAUCAUUUUCACUUCAUAUCAUAAAUGAGCCAUACAUGUCUCAUUUAUGUCUCAUUUCCUGCGACCUGGGCUGUCUUCUUGACAUCAAGAGUUGAGACGUCUGAAGACGUUUUAAAAUUUUAUUUCAAAGAGGUGUGUAGCAUAAAACUUCUUCACUAAGUGUGGUGGACUUAGUUUCGCUGAAUUUACUAUCUCAUUAAAGCUUUGUUUAAUUAAGUUUUAACUUAAAUGACCAGAUUCAUUCAGGAACUGACAUAUGAAAUUUAGUUUCGGGCAGUUUACAAUAGCUAUUAGUGUACAUUUUUCCUUAGAACUAACAGUUUUCAUAGCACUGCUUUAUCUGUUGCUGAGUUUGUUUCUCGAAAAACAAGCAUUGCCACGAGGCUCAACAUGAUCGAUAAAUUAUGUUUCUGUUGAUUUCUAAGAUUACCAGACCUAACAAUAACGAAUUGCUCAUUAGAAAGUACGUCCCACCCAAGAACUAGAGAGCAUGUAGAUGUUGAUUUUGUGCAGAACUGCGGCCGGUUUCUUAAAAAAACUUAAGUCAAACAGAGGUCAUGCAGUAAAAACCAUUUGUAAUUUAGACAACUUAGAUUAUUUUACAACAAUUUUCUGAACAAAAUCUCUGAAAAAUUAUGUUCAGCCUAAUUAUGGUGAGUUGGCUGAGUUACGGACUUCAAAUAAAGAACUUACAAAAAUUUAAACAUUUUUCCACUUAAAAAUUUAAGUGAGAUUGAGAGGUGAUUUAAGUUAACUAAUAUUUGAGAAACACAUUUAGCUAAAAAUUUUGACUUAAUACAAAGUUUUCAUAUAAGUUUUUUUUAAGAAAUUGGCCCCUAUGGAGGGAGGAUACUUUAGGCUAUUUAGCCGCUAUGUUACAUUGAAGAUCCUUCUCAACUUCAGAAUCUGAGAAUUUCUUCUUGCUUUCACCCGACAAAUACAUUAUGUGAAAAACCGAGAUGCUUAUCGUCAAAUAUUUAAGAAGAUACAGUGAAGUUUUCUCUACACAAGAAAACUUCGAACUUUCUAACUCUUUUUACUUUCGACAUAGUCAACACAAUAAUCAAUGACAUUCUAUUGUGAAAUGGAGAAUAAUAUGAAAAGCUGUUUUUCAAUAAAUUGUCUUAGCGGCUUUCCUCUUCAUAAUAAAGUGAUGCAUAUCUUUUUUUUUAGUGUCUACUGUGACAACAAUCGAACAACUCUCGAUUGAAUUAUGGCGUGACAUUUUUGAUUAUUUAAUGUCCUGUGAAAUUAUUGCUGGUUUCUCUGGACUUAAUUCACGUCUAAAUCGCUUAAUUAAUUCUAUUCCGCUCUUUAUUGAUUUAUCGUCGAAUAUAUUCUUAACAACAUACAAAAAUGUUUGUCAGUCAUCUCUUUGUCAUACUGGCUCAAUUCUUUCACUAAAUUUAGCUGAGAAACACAAAGUGGGAGCUAUUGAUUUAUUUCUAUCCUUAACUGAUAUUAAACAGUUUAUCAAUCUUCAAAAAUUAGUCAUUGUAAAAGCAGACCACGACAAUCUCAGCGCUAUUGUUUUCAAACUGCGACAUCUAAAACACCUAUGUACACUAAAGAUUGACGAUGAUUUGUUUAGAAACAUUGAAAAAGAUGUUAUCAAGAAAAUUUUGACAGUGAAAUCUCUAAGAAGAUUAGAUUUAUCUACAAUCAGUAAAAAAGGGUACGCAUACCUGAAAAAAUCGUCUAUCGAACAGCUAACACUCAAAGAAUGUGAUCGAAAUCUCAUCUAUUAUCUUCCACAGUCAAUCAAAAGUUUGACAGUCAUCAAAGAAUUAUCGUUACUCCUCACAAAACCACCAUAUUCACCGACAACGUUUAGUUAUCCAAAUCUAACGCACUUGAAACUGACCGUUCACCAUUUUAUCAAUCAUAAUGAUGAUAUUAAUUACUUGAUAAUAAGUAUUAGUCAUUAUGCCGAAUACGUAUCAAUACAACUACUAUUUACGGGAAAUUUACUAUAUUAUUCGGGUGAUUUUUGGGCUGAAUAUUUAUCAUCAUUGCCUUUUACGUGUAAAAUCGAAAUUAUGGUUGAUACUCCAGUCUCAGAUACAAAUGAAACACAUUUGAAUUAUAUUAAACAAACAUUUCAAGUAUCAAAUCAAUUCUGGAUUCAACACAAUUUGUCAGUUGAAUUUCAUUAUAAUAAACAUACUUCACGUAUAUACACAUUACCCUAUCCGAAGACAAAGAAUGAAGAUUAUGAUCUUGUUCGAACAUUAGAAAUUCGAACAAACGAAAAUUAUAGCGAUCGUCAUUUUCGUAAAUUAAAAGUGUUGAUAUUCUCUCUUUUUGGCAGUUGUUUGCCGUCCAUGAGCGGUGAAUGGUUAUCGCUACUGAACAAAACUGUUGCUUCAUCACUACCGCGACUGAAGAAAUUUGUGCUUGAAAACAGCUUCAAUGACAAAAUUGAAAUAGAAAUAUUUUUAACCGAAGUAUUGAAUCGUGCGCCAAAUCUUGAAGCAUUAAUGAUUCGCCACAGAGAUAUUUUCGAAAAAUUGAUGGACGUAGUAAGUCAAAUGUCACAUCCGCGACGAAUUGUUCGAUUAGAACUCUGGACAAAUUUAACACUUGAAAGAGCUGGUGAACUCGUUCGAACAUUGCCAAAGUUACAACUGCUAGCAUGUGAGAUAGACGAGAAUGAUUUACAACGGGUGUUACCCGUAGUGUUUGAACAAAUGAAACAUUUAGUACUGUUGAAGAUAAUUGUUUCUCAUGUUUCAUACGAUUAUUCAAUAAUAGGUACAUUGUUGGACGAUAAACGAUGGACAAUAGACGAGAGAAAUGAUAGUAUAUUAGUGUGGAUGUGA
Molecule: messenger RNA, 2919 nt
Organism: Didymodactylos carnosus
Lineage: Eukaryota; Metazoa; Rotifera; Eurotatoria; Philodinida; Philodinidae
Source: the annotation of a GenBank genome assembly